Messenger RNA from Paralichthys olivaceus (Japanese flounder), 1749 nucleotides. NCBI's taxonomy places the organism in Eukaryota, Metazoa, Chordata, Actinopteri, Pleuronectiformes, Paralichthyidae. The record is from RefSeq and is a predicted model, not a curated record.
GAACAUGUCUGGGACACGUCAGGAAUAUGACAAACUGGGAGCUCUGGUUGACGCUCUGUGUGUCGAAGCUGUGGAGAAAAUCAUGCAGAUUGUUGAGGCGGCUGUUGAGCAGCAGGACGAGACUCCAGGAGGCCAGAGUGAUCGUCCUCAGUCUGAUGUGAUGAAGACAAAGAUACAUGAAGUUGAGGACGUUGGUGGUGAACAAACCUACAUCCUGGUUUACGGGUCAGUGAGUGAAUCCACACAACAUUCAGAGAAUCAGAGAAGAGAAAACAACCCUGAACUGUCAACUGUUUCCUGUUCUCAGAGCGCUGCUGUCGACUCCAAGUGUCUGCUGGUCUCCCUGCAGGGCAGCGCCGAUGCUGGUGGUGAAGAUAAAACCACUGAGGUCCCAGGUGAAGUGACGACUCUCACUCACUCCGCCCCCGCUGAUUUCCCCGACCACAAGUACGCUCAGCCGUCCUCUCCGCCGCCCGGCGCCCCUGCAGCAGAGGAGGGCUCAGUGCCUGCAGCUCACAGCAGGAAGCAGCGCCGCAGUCGUAGGAAUAAAGACACAAACACAGCGACUGCUCAGUCACAAGAGAUUCACUACGAGUGUUCACAGUGUGGGAUGUUGUUUCCAAACUCAGAGCGACUCUCCGACCACCACAGGAAGUCUCACCCUCUGUGUUCGGUGUGCAGGGAGCAGUUCACCGGCAUCCUGAAGCUACGUGAACACGAGAGCAAAGAGCAUGGGCUGCUGCCGUACACCUGCGACUACUGUCCGAAGAGAUUCAACCACAAAGCUCAUCGCAACCUGCACGUGAAGGCGCGUCACACGGGAGAAAAAAGUUGCCACUGCGACGUCUGCGGGAAGGGUUACUCCUGCGUCAGCGUGCUGAAGACGCACAGGAUGACGCACUUCGACAAGACCUUUAUCUGCGACGUCUGCGGGAAGAGCUUCUAUCACGCCUGCCACCUGACGCGUCACAAACUUGUGCACCAGGAUGUGCGGCCGUAUCAGUGCUCCACCUGCGGGAAAGGCUUCACCCAGGCCGCCAACCUGCGCAGCCACCAAGCGAUCCACAUUGGAGAGCGGCAGCUCUGCUCCAUCUGCGGGAAGAGCUACCGCUGCCUGAAGAACCACGUCAUCAGCAAACACUCGCAGGAGCUGACCGCUGACGAGCUGCUGGCCAGAGACGCCAUCAUCACCUGUGAGGUCUGCGGCAAGAAGUUCCCCAACCUGUCACAGUUCAAGGUUCAUCAGAGGAGCCACACAGGGGAGAAACCGUUCCAUUGCGACCUGUGUGGGAAGAGUUACCGUCUGAAGGAGCGGCUGAGGGACCACAGAUACACGCACAGCGGCGAAAAGCCCUACAGCUGCUCGCUCUGCGCCAAGACCUUCAACAUGGCUUCCAGCUUCUUGCGGCACCGCAGCAUCCACAGUGGAGAGACGCCGCACAGCUGCCACACCUGCGGCAAACACUUCCGCCUCCUCACCUUCCUCAAGGCUCAUCUGCAGACCAAGGCUCACCUGAGACGCACUCAGCAGAGGCCGGCUCCUCUGACCUCUGACCAGCAGGUUACAUGACCAAAAGUAUGUGGACACUCUGACCUGCUCCAUCACAUCAUGAAAACGGAGUUUUCAGCAGAUAAUUCUGUGUGUGUGUGUCUGUCUGUCUUCUCUUGGUCAGAUCAUCAGGUAUUAACAGUCAAAGUAAUCUGAUUACAUCAGGUUAAUAAAUUCAUUUCCUCAAACCUGAAAACAAA